GAAGCACCGUGAGCGUGUGGGGGAGUUUGGAGUGAAAAAGUUUGUCCUGAAGUUUUGAUCUGGACGGAUCAGUACGUGGGAUCGAUCCCUCCGAUGGUGGAUCGAUAACUUCCAGCUUCCGCCGCAGAAACACCAGAAGAAAACGUCUGUGAUUCCUGCACGCGCACCGACAGGAGCUCCGACACACACCGGGAACACGCUGCGUCUCAAUCCGCCAACAGCAACGCGCCCACCAGCAUGAGGGUCGAGUUCGCCCCGCUGAACGUCCCGCUGCGGAGGAGGCUGCAGACCGCCGCCGUCCUGCAGUGGGUCUUCUCCUUCCUGGCUCUGGCUCAGUGCUGUCUGGCUGCCUUUGUCCUCCUGGCCCUCUCUGAUUGGUGGAUCGUGGCCCUGCUCUAUGCUGGUUGGCUGUGGCUGGACUGGGACACGCCCACCAGUGGGGGACGGCGGUCCCACUGGUUGAGGAGCUGGACCGUGUGGGAGUACUUCAGGGACUACUUCCCCCUGACGCUCGUCAAAACAGCUGAUCUGGAUCCAAAGAAGAACUACAUCUUUGGUUUCCACCCACACGGUGUCCUGGUGGCUGGCGGCUUUGGGAAUUUCUGUACGGAGUCCACGGGGUUCUCUCGUCUGUUUCCUGGUCUGAGGUCUCACCUGCUGAUGCUGCCGUUCUGGUUUCGGGUCCCGUUCUUCAGAGACUACAUCAUGUGUGGAGGUCUGGUGUCCAGCUGCAAGUCCAGUCUGUCCCACCUGGUCAGCCGUCCUGAAGGAGGAAACGUGGCUGUGGUCGCGGUGGGCGGAGCUCCAGAGGCUCUGGACGCGCGACCCGGAGGUUUAACGCUGCAGGUCCAAAACAGGAAAGGCUUCAUCAAAAUGGCUCUGAAACACGGGUGGGUGGAGCUUAUCAGACAGAUAAACACUGGUCUGGAUGGCAGGAGACUGGCUGGAGCCCAGCGGCGACUGAUCUUGGCCCACCGGGACCUGGGCCCCGUCACCGCGGGGGGCUCUGCGCGGGGCCUUCCUCUGUCGCCUUCUGGGUGUCCACAGAACCAGCUGCAGAGCAUCAUGGGAAUAGCAAUGCCUCUGUUUCAUGCCAGAGGAGUCUUCCAGUACAGCUUCGGACUCAUGCCCUACAGGAAGCCCAUCCACACUGUCGUAGGGAAGCCCAUCCCAGUCUCCCAGACUCCCAGUCCCAGCUCGGAGGACAUUGAGGCUCUCCACCGCGUUUACCUGCAGAGUCUGACGGAGCUGUUCGAGCAUCACAAACACACCUACGGCCUGGACGAAGGCCAUCACCUGACCUUCAUAUGAUCGACACGGGUCCACGUAUCACCUGACCUUACAUGAACCAAUGGGGACACAGUUCUCACUCUGUGGCUGAUUCUGAUUGGAUGGAAGAAAAACAACCAGCUGAUGUUUGUUUAGAAUCUACUGAAGGCUGAAUGAGAUGGGAGCAGAUUGUACUGAGAGUAACUGAGCAGCAGAGGGCGCCAUGCUCCCUGUACUUCUCUGUAAAAGUGAUGAGGAUGAUGAUUUGGCUUUAUAUCAUUAAAAAGUUUUUAUUGUGUA
Melanotaenia boesemani (Boeseman's rainbowfish) is the source of this 1569-nucleotide messenger RNA. RefSeq names its product monoacylglycerol O-acyltransferase 3a (gene mogat3a). Gene Ontology annotation, molecular function: diacylglycerol O-acyltransferase activity. Gene Ontology annotation, biological process: triglyceride biosynthetic process. The record is from RefSeq and is a predicted model, not a curated record. NCBI's taxonomy places the organism in Eukaryota, Metazoa, Chordata, Actinopteri, Atheriniformes, Melanotaeniidae. The transcript has 9 exons. Gene Ontology annotation, cellular component: endoplasmic reticulum membrane. Bases 238 to 1311 code for a protein of 357 amino acids.